AAGAAAAUUAUAAUAUUUAUGAUUCCUUUUGAUUCAUAAUGGAUGUUACUACGAAGUUACUAAAGUUUAUUUCGUAAUGAUAUGGAAUCGCAUCAGAAAAUUCUAAGAUGAACGACUCCUUUCCCAUAAUCCACCUAAAUUACAACUUUGAAAACUUCACAAUGUCUCCAAACCUAACAAAUUCAACAGCGGAACAAGAUGCAUGGGAAAUGUGGACUGCUUUAGUGCAAGAUAGGGCAGUGGUAGUAUCGUUGCUUUUAUUAUUCUCAAUGGCGACGGUUUUCGGGAAUAUGUUGGUAAUAAUGGCUGUCGUAAGAGAACGAUAUCUUCACACUCCGACGAAUUACUUUAUAACUUCAUUAGCAGUCGCUGAUUGUUUAGUAGGAUUGGUCGUAAUGCCUUUUAGUGCUUUGUACGAAGUUUUAGAACACACGUGGUUCUUUGGAAACGAUUGGUGCGAUAUCUGGAGAUGUUUGGAUGUACUUUUUAGUACCGCUUCGAUUUUAAAUUUAUGCGUAAUCUCUUUAGAUCGAUACUGGGCGAUAACCGAUCCGAUAACUUACCCAAUGAGAAUGACAAAAAUAAGAUCAGCCCUUCUUAUCGCAGCUGUAUGGGUCUGUUCGUCAGCGAUAUCUUUUCCAGCUAUUGCUUGGUGGAGAGCCGUCCGAACGGAUCCAAUACCCGAUUGGAAAUGUCCAUUUACAGAACAUUUGGGAUAUUUAAUUUUUUCAUCGACGAUUUCAUUUUAUUUACCAUUAUUCGUCAUGGUGUUUACUUAUUAUCGAAUUUAUCGAGCUGCUGUUGCCCAAACGAGAUCGUUAAGGUUAGGAACGAAACAAGUUCUUCUCGGCGCUGGAGAAUUGGAGUUAACUCUUAGAAUACAUCGCGGGGGUGGAACAUCUUGUAAAAUUCCCCCAACUCCAGAUACUCGCAAUUUGUAUUCAACUCAAGAAGAUGAACCAUUAACAGCUUUACAAAAUAACGGUUUGGCGCGUGUUGCUUCAACCCGAUUGGGGCCACAUAGUAAAAACUUUUCAUUGAGCCGAAAGUUGGCCAAGUUCGCGAAAGAAAAGAAAGCGGCAAAAACACUCGGUAUAGUAAUGGGGGUGUUUAUUGUAUGUUGGUUACCGUUUUUCGUUGUGAACUUAUUGAGUGGUUUUUGUCUGCAGUGCAUAUGGCACGAAGAGAUUGUUUUAGCGGUUGUCACAUGGUUGGGGUGGAUCAAUUCGAGUAUGAAUCCCGUGAUUUAUGCGUGUUGGAGCAGGGAUUUUAGAAGGUGA
Messenger RNA from Onthophagus taurus, 1280 nucleotides. The record is from RefSeq and is a predicted model, not a curated record. NCBI's taxonomy places the organism in Eukaryota, Metazoa, Arthropoda, Insecta, Coleoptera, Scarabaeidae.